Messenger RNA from Calliphora vicina (urban bluebottle blowfly), 922 nucleotides. Its product is annotated as serine protease 1-like. The record is from RefSeq and is a predicted model, not a curated record. Gene Ontology annotation, molecular function: serine-type endopeptidase activity. Lineage: Eukaryota; Metazoa; Arthropoda; Insecta; Diptera; Calliphoridae. Gene Ontology annotation, biological process: proteolysis. The transcript has a single exon. Bases 40 to 867 code for a protein of 275 amino acids.
UGCAAGACAUCAGUUGUUUUCCUUUAACCGUACGACAACAUGAAAUUCUUAAUUGUCUUUGCUUUGGCUUUGGCCUCCGCUACAGCUUUCGAUUUGCGUGGAGCUGAAAUUGAAUCCCGCAGUGUUGUGGUUCCUGUAGUUGAGCAAGAAGGUCGCAUUACCAAUGGUAAUACCGCCUCGGUGGGUCAAUUCCCCUAUCAAGUUGGUCUAUCCUUGAAACUUAAUGCUCUCUCCUCGGCCUGGUGUGGUGGUUCUUUGAUUGGCAACCAAUGGGUUUUGACUGCUGCCCAUUGUACCGAUGGCAUUCAAUCCGUUACCGUGUACUUGGGUGCUACUGUACGCACCUCAGCUGAAGCCACCUUAACUGUAUCCAAGGACAAUAUUAUCAUUCACUCUGGCUGGAACAGCAACAAUUUGAGAAAUGAUAUCUCCUUGAUUAAGAUCCCCUCGGUGGCUUAUUCGGCCAGAAUUCAAGCUGUUAAAUUACCAGCCAUUUCCAGCUCCUACUCCACUUAUGCCGGUGAUAGUGCUAUUGCUUCUGGUUGGGGCAAAAUCUCGGAUGCUGCCACCUCUGUUACCAACAACUUGCAAUGGGCCCGUAUGCAAGUCAUCACCAACUCUGUGUGUGCUCAGACUUAUGGUAGCUCCAUUGUUACCGCCUCCAACAUUUGCGUUUCCACUCCCAAUGGUGUGUCUACCUGCAAUGGUGAUUCUGGCGGUCCUUUGGUUUUGGAAUCCAGCAAGGUACAAAUCGGUUUGACUUCUUUCGGUGCUGCUGCUGGUUGUGCCAAGGGUUAUCCCGCUGCCUUCACCCGUGUUACCAGCUACUUGGAUUGGAUCAAGUCCAAUACUGGCAUCUCUAACUAAGGAAAUUAUAUUGUGAAAAUUUAAUAUUGAAAUAUAAAUAACAAUUAUGGAAGCA